UUGUACGGACACUCAUGUAACUAUUGUUGCGGCCGUUUUCCGGUUGAUUACCGAUAGAGCCGACUACAGAGUAGGAUCUCAGGACUGAGCUGUCCUCGAACGGUGAAUUAUUAUUUUGGAGGAUGGGGUAGUCACCGGUUAGAGCUCUGGAAUGGAUGUUGCAGAACAACAGAAUGCCGUCUCUCUCUCCUCAGUUCUUCGCGGCUUGUUUUGGAGGGGCAGACUGAGAGCACUCGGACCCAGUGCCCAGGCUCUGCAGUAUGCAACGUUUCAUCGACAACCGUUUCGAAGGAAGCCAGCAUACUGGACUUCAAGACUGAUACGAUCGUAGUGAAAAUAGUGCAGUGUGCUCCGAUCCGGAAGAAGUGAGAAUGAAGCUCGUAGAUACCAGAACGGAUCGCGGAAGAGCUUGCUGUGUAAAGUUAGUUAGUUGCGUGUACGUGUGUAGUAGUAAUAUCCGGGAAAGCAUCACCACGGCAUAUCUGUGACAACGUCUAACCGCUGUGCACGCUCUUGUUGGAUGGAUGCGUUCGAGCGACAACGACUUCAAGUCGUCCUUGCGCUUCGGAGCAUGCCGUGAAGGUGGUGAACCGAGUGUUGUGUAACGGCUUUCUAGCUUCGGCUGAACAUAUCACCGAGCAGACUGUACUAGUGUAGUGUAUUACUUAGCUAAACUAGAGCAAUCAAGUGAGCAAGAUAUGGCCUACGCAGGAAUUCGUUGUCGACCACUCUUUGUGGGUGUUUUGUUUAUAGAGUGGUUGGUAGUAUCGUAUUUGACGAGUGCCGCGUCCAGCCUCGAAGCAAACCCAACGUCACACGAUGGUGUUCGUGUCCUUGUGAAUGAAAUCUUCAUUUCGGACUUCAGCGCUUCAAGCGGAGAGGCGAGGUCAUACGUCGAACUCGCUUGGAUGCGCCCUGAGGCCAGACUUCCGUCACCUCCACCAGACAGAAUCAGCGUUCACAACACCACUGGCACUGCGACUUGCGUUCUAACGUUAGCCUAUGUUGUUGUACAGGCUCCUGCAGCUUCAACUUCAAGCAGGGAGCGAGGCAGUUUCCCAGCUCGCCAAGGCCAGGGGAGGCCUGCAAUGUCACCUGCAGAAUCUGGCAAAACGCUAGUCAUAUCGGAACAGCGAUUAGCUGAUCCUGAACCUGAUGAACCCAACGCUAUUGAUUAUAUCCUUGUUCGCGAGCACCAGAAGGAUAGAGAUACAGGCGAUGAGGAGCUGCUGGGAAAGGGGCAGAUUGUUUAUUUGCCGGAGGGAGCACUGCUUCCACGUAGCUCACCAGGUCUGAUACGGGUGGAGUGCAACGAUAGCAUGCAAGCUGCCGCCCCGUCUGCAGACAUCGUUCUGAUGAUGUGGAACGUGACCGACGACUUGGCGUUGUUUGCCAGGGCUGGACUGACGACGGGCGGUAGAGUACAUGUGAUACGCAGUCCGCCGACAAUGGAACGUUCGUACAGCCGCUGUGCCAAUGGAUCGCUGGAUGUUGCUGCGUCAAGUCAAUCUCCUAGCGCCGCAUCUGAGCAGAAAGCAGAGUUGUUCAUACAAGCCGCGCAAACACCGCUGGAGUCCAAUGCAUGCGUUCCGAAGCCCAAGAAGGUUCUGAACGAGUUGAGCUGGUACCAAGUCCAUCAAACUCCCGGUAACUCCUACUCGUGGAGUCUGAGUUUUGUUGAAGUAAAGAUCUCGUACGGCGCAAGCCGGCAAAGAGAUCGAAACGAAUGCGCACGCCAUAACUUUGUUCUACGCUUUCUCCAUGUGGGCGAUGGAGCUACGGCACCGGUAUCAAUCGGUCGUAUAAAGCUUAGCGCUGCGGACUGCCGCAUAGCCAGUCGACUACAUCCUGACCUGCUCACCUACCAACUAGAGACAACCCUGCACUUUAGAAACGUAACUACGCACGUCCCACUUGUUUGCAUCCUGCUCUAUGACGAGGAUUUCUCUACUAGACCUCAGAGUGGCGAGCCAGGAGUUCCCGUCCAGUCUCUACUGGAUGCUGUCUGCAUUGCUCUGCUUGCAGACCGGCUGAAAGGAAGUGAGCGUGAAGAGGACCGACUUCAGAUGGCAGAAUUUGCAGCACGGUUCAACCUCCCGUUUGCCACGUCUGCAGACCAGGCCAGCGGAGCGUUUGCUUUACUCACUCCGUAUAGAGCAGUGAUCCGAUGCACUUGCUGCCAGUCUUUUGAUCUGCUCUCGUUCCAGUUGAGCCGGAGGCCGACGUCGGGACGAGACAAUGCACAUGUAUGCCAGCUGCCGGCGCCGAUCAAUGACCAACCUAUUAACAAUCUUCCAACUCAACCUACCAAGUCAGUGCCAGCAGUUCCAAGCCAAGCCACUGCUGACUUUGGUCCGCACACAGAAUCCAUCAGCCUCAGUUACAUGCUGGCCACCUCAUCAGCAGCAAUGCCUACACUGUCCAUGACAGCAGACCAGAGCACAGACUUGCAAUCAAGACUAAACCCAGUGGAGAAUGAAGUCAAUGAUGAUGAUGGUAGUUCUGGAGACGGCAUGCCUGACAUCACCAUUCUUAUAGCUUCUUCCUUCUCCCUGAGCUUCAUCCUCAUUCUCCUGCUGAUAUGCGCAGUCAUCUAUUUUAACAGGCAGUUGAAGGCCAAGUCUUCCGAAUCAUACCAAUGUGCAGCAUACAUCAAUCCAGCCAUGCUUGGACCGAGAGAGUACAUCGCCCCGGAAGGACCUGCCCCGGGUAGGUACAUUGGCCCGGAUACACCCACCCCAGGUGGAUGCAUCGACACGGAAACACCAGAGCCAGGUGAGUACAUUGACCCGAUCUAUCUUGAGCCAGUACGGAACUCGCAAGUACCGACCCAUGACCAAAGGGGCCGCCGCAUAGAUAGUCCACAAGACAGUGAGUGCUUGCCUGGCAGUCAUCCGAUAACGCUUCGUCAGCUAAGCCGCACACACCGCAGCUCCCCAGGCCCAUCUCUUGACACCAUCACGGAGAGUGAAAUCGAACGGCAUUGGCACGAGCGCACCCGUCAUAUCCGCCAUCCCAUUUCCGGUACAGGUUCGGGCAGAAGUCAUAGCCCGACCCAGCACGAGGGAAGCCUGUGCAGUCCAAUGUUCGGCGAGGGGGCACCGUACCAAGCCGCCGUGAUGCCCAGCCAGCUGGACUUUGCAUCCAGGGUGGAGGAGCACGCCGUCAUACAGAACCCGUUUUUCCGAGCUCCUGCAGAUACGUCUCCGGACACCACCGCCGAACCACGACACGCGGCUACUGCUGAUAACGAGGACAGCGACAGCAUCACCGCAGAGAUCGAAGUGGAGUUCAGGAAGACGACAAGCGGAAGAAACUUUCGCCGCGCAAGCAGCCGCCGGGAUACCUAGCCGGCACGGUUUGGAGAAUGAUUAUGAAUAGAGCCAAUGUGCCCCAUUCUAUGUUAUACACUAAAUUAUCACCAUAAAGAGGGCAUUGCCCAUACUUCGACGUAAUAUUAUUGUGGUGCUCAUUGCAUUUCAUGCCACCGCAUCAUCUGGCCCAGUAUUGCCCUCUUAUGCGAA
Messenger RNA from Sycon ciliatum, 3524 nucleotides. RefSeq lists its product as uncharacterized. The record is from RefSeq and is a predicted model, not a curated record. The coding region runs from base 699 to 3350 and encodes 883 amino acids. The transcript is spliced from 3 exons. Lineage: Eukaryota; Metazoa; Porifera; Calcarea; Leucosolenida; Sycettidae.